AAACAGCUAAAGGAAGCAGAACAAAUACUGGCAACAGCUGUUUACCAAGCAAAAGAGAAACUCAAGUCAAUAGAAAAAGCAAGAAAAGGUGCUAUCUCCUCUGAAGAAAUAAUUAAGUAUGCACAUAGGAUUAGUGCAAGUAAUGCCGUGUGUGCCCCACUGACCUGGGUUCCAGGGGACCCACGGAGACCAUACCCAACUGAUUUAGAGAUGAGAAGUGGGUUAUUAGGUCAGAUGAACAAUCCUUCUACUAAUGGUGUCAAUGGUCACUUACCAGGGGAUGCACUUGCAGCAGGCCGACUACCAGAUGUCCUUGCUCCACAGUAUCCAUGGCAGUCAAAUGAUAUGUCAAUGAAUAUGUUACCACCAAAUCACAGUAAUGACUUUUUGUUGGAACCUCCUGGGCAUAAUAAAGAAAAUGAAGAUGAUGUGGAAGUUAUGUCAACGGACUCCUCAAGCAGCAGUAGUGACUCUGAUUAAAAAAACAUAAAAGAGUACAGAACUGAAUACUGUGGAAUUUUGUUUCUUAAACAAUAGCAGGGAAAUGUAAACUGCAAAUGUAUAAAGAAUAGCCAGGUAAAUAUUGGCAAUGGUGGAAUUGUGCAGCCCAUUAAAAAUCAAAGUGAACUUACUUUUUAAAGUCAAAAAUCAUGGUUUCAGUGAUAAUCCACUAGGCAAAUAUUUGGAGAAUAGUCAAAAUUUACUGUGAAAAAAAGAUUAUUUGUUCAGUGCUGUCUUAACCCUGUUCUGUUCCAAUUGUGCUGCAUUUGUACAACUGUUUAAAUAGUUCUGGAGAUAAGAUUUGAGGGAAAUGACCCAUGUAUGUAUGUACGUACCACUAAUAGGCUCCCUGGAAUUAUUUAGAAAAGCAUUUUUAAAAAAGGCAGUGGCUUACUGAAUAUGUGUCAUGUUUAAAAUAACAAAAACCUUCAUUUGAAAGUGAAGUCUCUUGGCUUCCAUUACAGGAACAGGGGAGAAAUUGUCUAAAUUUGUACUGUUUGUAAUUAUUGUAAUUUUUGUA
This is a messenger RNA of Cynocephalus volans (Philippine flying lemur), 1021 nucleotides long. RefSeq names its product mediator of RNA polymerase II transcription subunit 4-like. Gene Ontology annotation, biological process: regulation of transcription by RNA polymerase II. NCBI's taxonomy places the organism in Eukaryota, Metazoa, Chordata, Mammalia, Dermoptera, Cynocephalidae. The transcript has a single exon. Gene Ontology annotation, molecular function: transcription coregulator activity. Gene Ontology annotation, cellular component: core mediator complex; mediator complex. The record is from RefSeq and is a predicted model, not a curated record. The annotation marks the transcript as partial.